Chlamydomonas reinhardtii is the source of this 2310-nucleotide messenger RNA. RefSeq lists its product as uncharacterized. Gene Ontology annotation, cellular component: mitochondrion. NCBI's taxonomy places the organism in Eukaryota, Viridiplantae, Chlorophyta, Chlorophyceae, Chlamydomonadales, Chlamydomonadaceae. The transcript is spliced from 15 exons. Gene Ontology annotation, molecular function: heme binding; oxidoreductase activity; molybdopterin cofactor binding. The coding region runs from base 43 to 1860 and encodes 605 amino acids. The record is from RefSeq and is a predicted model, not a curated record.
AUUUCUACGUGUGUCCAAGCCUAGACAGGAAAGAGUGCCAACAUGCCGCAGCUAAACAGGCUGACACGGCUUCGGCAGCCCUGGGUGCUGCCGGCCGCUUCCUCUGCACUGCAACUGCAACAGCUUAAUAACCUAGAAACUACUGCCCAUGCCGGAAUUAUCGGGGAGCGCUCGCUCGCGACGAAGGCGACUGCAACAUCUUCCUCGCGCAGCGAGUCCUGGUCAGUCCCUGCCUCAAUUCUAGCAGCUGGUGCUGCACUGCUGGGAUCGGCGCUGCUUACGCCGGGUCAGGCCUCGGCCAAGAAGGAGCUCGCCAUCCUGCCCGGCAGCAAGCCAUCGCCCGCUGCUGCCCCAGCGAAGCCCGCUGGCGCUGCAGCUUCGGAGCCGGCGGCAGCUAAGGGCCCGGCGAAGGAUGAGAAGGGGCGGCCCAUCUACACGCGCGAGGAGGUGGCGAAGCACAAGACGCCCAAGGACAGGGUGUGGGUCACCUACAAGGAGGGUGUCUACGACAUUACUGAGUUCAUCGAGAUGCACCCGGGAGGAGCCGCCAAAAUCAUGCUGGCUGCGGGCGGCAGUGUGGAGCCGUUCUGGGGGCUGUACCAGCAGCACAAGAAGCCGGAGGUGUUUGCCAUCCUGGAGCCGUACCGCAUUGGCACCCUGGAGGGUGGCGCCGCCGCCGCCGCCGCUGCCUCGGCCGCGUUGAAGGACCCGUACGCAGGCGACCCGGCCCGUCACCCCGUGCUCAUCCCGCGCACACAGAAGCCCUUCAACGGCGAGACCCCGGGCUCCCUGCUUGCCGCCAGCCCCGUCACGCCCACCGACGUCUUCUUCGUGCGCAACCACCUGCCAGUGCCCGCAGUCGACACCGAGCACUACCGCCUGCAGGUGACGGGCGAGGGCGCUCGGUCUCUGGAGCUGUCGCUGUCGGAGCUGCAGUCGCGCUUCCGCAAGCACCACGUCACAGCCACCAUCCAGUGCUCGGGCAACCGGCGCAAUGAGAUGUCGCAGGUCAAGCCGGUGAAGGGGCUGGAGUGGGACCAGGGUGCCAUUGGCACGGCGGUGUGGGGCGGCGUGCGGCUGCGGGACGUGCUCAAGGCUGCGGGCCUGAGCGAGGACGACCCCGCGGUGCGCCACAUCCACUUUGAGGGACUGGACAAAGACCCAGCCACCGGAGACGUGUACGGCGCCUCCAUCCCCCUGUCCCGCGCCCUGUCCCCCGAGUGCGACGUGCUGCUGGCGUACGAGAUGAACGGCGCGCCGCUCAAUGUCGACCACGGCGCCCCACUGCGGGUGGUGGUGCCGGGCGUGACGGGCGCGCGCAGCGUCAAGUGGCUGGGCCGCAUCGUGGCCUCUCCCUCCGAGAGCUCCAGCCACUGGCAGCAGCGCGACUACAAGGCCUUCUGCCCCUCCGUGGACUGGGACAGCGUGGACUGGGGCAGCGCGCCAGCCAUACAGGAGCCGCCCGUCACCAGCGCCAUCUGUGAGCCCGCGCCCGGCACUGUGCUCAGCGCCGCAGACGGCGAGGUCACGCUGCGUGGCUAUGCCUGGAGCGGCGGCGGGCGAGGCAUUGUGCGUGUGGACGUGUCGUCGGACGGCGGCAAGACCUGGUCCGCGGCCCGCCUGCUGCCGCCGCCGCCCGGCGCACCGGCGCAGGGCUCCUACACGGGCGCUUGGGCCUGGACGCUGUGGGAGGCCACGCUACCGCUGCCCGCCGCCGGAUCCGACUCGUCAGUGACGCUGGUGGUUAAGGCGGUUGACAGCUCGUACAAUAACCAGCCCGACAGCGUGGCGGGGAUCUGGAACCUGCGGGGGGUGGUCAACAACGCCUGGCACCGCGUGACGCUGCCGCUGGAGCAGUAGAAGAGUAAGGGGCUGGAUCAGCGUGGGCGUGAUGUGUUAGGGAGGAAUGUGAAGGACGAGGGGGGGAGGUUGCACAGCGUUGCAUGACGAGAGACCGAUUUCAGGGAUGGCGAUUGGGAUUGGGGACUUGGCGUGAUACGCGGGGGCGUAGAAGGUAGCCCGCAGAGUUGGGGAAGGUGCCUGCAAGCUUCAGAGGCAGGGCAAAGCUGUAGCAGUGGGACGCAGGGGCAAAUUGCAGGCCAACAUAUCUCAAUGGGGUCGCUAGUGGCUUCGCGUUUUGUUGGCGAGUGAGUGGAGGCUAGCAAUCAAGGCGCGCGUGAGGCGCAUGAAGGCACUCAUCUGGCCAGCUCUGGCUGCUGCAGACACAUGUCGGCGUUCUUGUUGUUGUGGGGGUGACAGCGGGUCACCGGAAUUGAGGCGGGGCAACGAGCGAUGUAAGAACACUCAGAU